Letharia columbiana is the source of this 360-nucleotide messenger RNA. RefSeq lists its product as uncharacterized. The transcript is spliced from 3 exons. The record is from RefSeq and is a predicted model, not a curated record. The coding region runs from base 1 to 360 and encodes 119 amino acids. NCBI's taxonomy places the organism in Eukaryota, Fungi, Ascomycota, Lecanoromycetes, Lecanorales, Parmeliaceae.
AUGGGCGCCAUUGAACCAGCAGCUGCGAACCGCUCCCUCAGCACCAUCCGCACGGAGCUAGAAUUCCUCCGCGAAUCCGGCCUGCUGAACCCUAUGCAAUUCCAAUCCAUCAUGAGCCAGCUUCCCCAACCCGGCGGUAUCCCAAGUAGCUACAUCGAUCCGCGCUACGCGCAAGGCGCCAACAACUACGUCAACAUGCCGCAGCUCGCGCAGGCAACGCAGGACCCGAAUCAUCCUGCCAACCCACAGCAUCCCAAGCACGGAGCAUGGGCCAAGAAGCUCGGGGAGAAGCUCGGCAACGCGGCCAUCUUCGGCGCCGGAGCGACGGCAGGCUCGGACUUGGUGAAUUCGAUUAUCUGA